Molecule: messenger RNA, 1731 nt
Organism: Cinclus cinclus
Lineage: Eukaryota; Metazoa; Chordata; Aves; Passeriformes; Cinclidae
Exons: 14
Coding region: 7-1731 (574 amino acids)
Biological process (GO): nucleus-vacuole junction assembly
Molecular function (GO): protein binding; protein-membrane adaptor activity
Source: RefSeq, a predicted model, not a curated record
AUAAGAAUGGGUCAGCUAUGUGGACGAUGCAUGCAACUCCUGCGAGACUUCGUAGGCUUUGUUCAGAGGAUGUCCUCUGACUUGGUGCAAGGCAUCAAGGAAUGCUUAACUCUGAUAAUCAAGUGCUCCUGCUUAAAACAAAACAGCUCUAAAAACAGACAGCUGUACAAGCCCAUCCUACAGCCUCAUGAGAGAGUGACAGCACAGGAGUUUCUGCAGCAUAUUGAAACAGAUUUUGAAAUGUCUCCUCUUGGAAAGGACCCUCUGGAAGCCUUGAGGACCUUAUCCUUUUCAGAAAACCCAGGUUUACAGCAGUCAGCUGCCCUCUAUUACUUGCAUAUGAGUCAGCACAUGAACAUCCCCCUGCCUGUGGAGCAUCUGGAACCCAUCUAUGCCUUAUUAAGUUCUGCUGACCUGGAGGUGCAGCAGAUGUCUUCUUUGUCCCUUGUCAACUUCUUGCUGGAAGGAAAUAUUGACAAAGAAUUAGUUGUCCAAAUGGGUUUACUUGAGCCAAUUCUGGAUCUGCUUGAGUCAGAGGACCCUACUGUCCAGUGUAAUUCCUGUGCCUGCAUCAUGACUUUGGCUGUUUCAGAGUCCAACCGAGAGGCUAUUGGUGCUGCUAGAGGAGUUACACCCCUACUGUCUCUUGCCAAGUCCUAUGAUCCCAGAGUCCAACAAAAUGCAGUUGGUGCUAUUCUGAACCUCACACAAUCAGAGAAAAUCCAACAAGUCCUAUGCAAGGAAGGAGCCCUACCAGUUCUUGCCUUGCUGCUGGAAUCUCCUGACUCAGAAGUCCAGUAUUACAGCUGUGCUGCCCUGAGUAAUGUGGCAGCCAAUGUUCAGCACCACAGAGCCUUGCUGAGACCCAGUGACAGAGUCCUUCUGCGGACAUUGAUCUCUCUUCUGUCCUCUUCUGUGGACAAGGUUUCAAGCCAGGCAUGUGUUUGCUUAAGAAAUUUGGCUACCAGUGCAGACAUCCAGGCUGAGAUGGUUGCUGAGAAUGCCCUGCCCAAGCUGUGCUCUCUCCUGGCCUCUGGCAGCGAGGACGUGCGCCGUGCCUCCAUUGCUCUGCUCUGGAUACUCUCCCAGCACCCACCCAACCAGGACACUCUGGCAUGUGCUGAGCUACUGCGGAGCCUGGGGACAUUACUGGCAGCACAUAAAACAGACCCUGUGAUUGUUGGACAUACUGCUUGCAUCAUCAAAAAUCUGAGCCUUUCAAAAAACAGACAGAGAAUCACAGAGAGCUGCUGUGUCGAAGGUCUCCUCCAGACCAUGCUUUUGACUGACGCUCAGGAAGACUCCCUUCGUUACGUGACAUCCUGCCUUGCUGAGCUAGCAAAGCAAGAAGAAGCCAUGUUGCACAUGGUCCAGUGGAUGGAUGAACCUUUGACAAAGUGCUUGGUGAGACUGGCUGGCCAACUGGAAUAUCCUGAACCAUCCUUUCAUGCUGCCUUCAUCAUCCAGCACAUGACUGGUCAUGAAAAAAUGAUGCUUUUGUGGAAGCAGUACAUUGGAGAGAUUCAAGCCUACCUCAAGAAUUUUCUUACCCACCAAGAGGUCCGUUUUCAGCAGCUGGGCAUCUCCACAUUCUGCAGACUACGAGCAGAUCCAGACUUUUCAUUAGCAUUCAGAAAAAGCCAAAUGGCCAAACUCCUUGAGCGAGUCCAUCAACAAACAGAAGAAACUCAAGAGCUCCUUAGGGCAGCUAUGUCCCAUGAAGACAGUUAA